AUGCCGCACUCAACGCGACGUCGUUCAAGUAUUUCUCUUGUGGGAGGCCGACGGCAAAGCUUCGCCCCUGCCGCCGACAUCACCUCCGAGCUUAAUCUCCUCAAAGAAGAAACCCAUACCGGCGAUCACUUCCUGACACCCGCCCAACUGGAGAUCGUAUAUCGGACUAAUGUCGAGGCUGGGCUCACUGAGAGCGUUGCUAAGCAGCUCUUAGAGAUUCAUGGACCCAACGCGCUCGUUGAACUAGGAGGCAAUAGUUACUGGAAAAUUUUUCAACAUAAUCUCUUCGGAUGGUUUCAAUGUGUGCUCUGGGUAGGGGCCAUAAUCAAUUUCAUAGCAUACAUCUUCUUGACUUUUUACGGUUCAUCAGACGGAGGGCAUUCUGAGGUGGAGUAUCUUUACCUCGGCUGCGUAAUUUCAGCUACUGUCUUAGGAACCGGUCUAUUUGGUUUCUAUCAAGAAGCAAAAAAUAUGCAAGUAAUGAGUGGUUUCCAAAAUAUGGUACCACCAAAUGCAGUUGUUGUUCGCGAGGGACAUAAAAAAAUAAUACCCAAUGUUGAUAUCGUAUUGGGAGAUAUUGUAGAAAUGUCAGGAGGAGAAGUGGUUCCAGCUGACGUGCGUAUUUUAACAUGCACUAAUUUUAAAACGGAUAUGUCAUCUUUAACCGGAGAAUCCGAACCGAUCUCGCAUAGGCCUGAAUGUACUCAUGCUAAUCCUUUGGAGUCAAAAAAUAUGGCAUACUUUGGCUGUCCUAUAAUAGAAGGAUCUGCAAAAGGUAUAGUUGUAGCGGUUGGUGAAAUGACCCAAAUUGGAAAAAUAGCUGGUUUAGUGACAGGUCUCAAAAAAGAGGAAACCCCCAUUGCGAAAGAAAUUACACACUUUGUGAAAUUAAUUUGCGGUGUCGCUUUUGUACUUGGCUUUAUCUUCUUUUUGAUGGUAUAUUUUAUUCAGAAGAAUUGGUUCUCUGCUUUGCAAUACAUGCUGGGUAUAAUAUUAGCAAACGUGCCGGAAGGUUUGAUUGUGACACUAACUGUGUGCAUGACUCUAUCUGCUAACCAGCUAAAGAAAAAGAACUGUCUCGCUAAAUCUUUACAAGCAGUAGAAACCUUGGGUUCCACUUCCUGCAUAUGCUCUGACAAAACUGGUACCUUAACGGAGAAUCAGAUGAAAGUAUCACAUUUGUUUUGUAACUUUCAUGUUUAUGAUAAAUUUGAUCAUACUCAUGUAUCCGAUCACACUUAUUCUUAUCUUUGCUUAGCAGCUUCUUUGAACCUUAGAGCUACAUUUGCGCAUGAUACUAUAAAUUUACCUGUUGAGAAGAGAAAAAUAAUGGGUGAUGCAUCUGAAUCUGCAAUAUUACGUUACAUGGAGAUCAAUAGAUCAGCUACUCAGAUUCAACAAGAUAAUCCUAAAGUAGCUGAAAUACCUUUUAGCUCGGCAUAUAAAUAUCAAGUAACAAUUCAUCUGCUACAGGCUACUCAAAGUCAUUAUUUGAUUAUGAAAGGAGCCCCAGAGAUAGUUUUGGAAUAUUGUACAAAAGUGCAUACAGAUGAAGGAGAACAGACAAUAACGCCGCAAUUAAAAAAAGAAUUAAAAGCUAAUUUCAUGAAGUUAGCUAAUAUGGGCGAACGUGUCAUUGGAUAUUGCGAUUUACAGUUGCCUUUGGAAUCUUAUCCCGUCGGUUAUAAAUUUGACACACAGCAGCGGAAUUUUAUGCUCGAAGAUUUGGUUUUUGUUGGAGCUAUAUCUAUGAUAGAUUCACCGAGAGAAGGAAUCGAUCGUGCCAUCGCACUUUGCAGGCAAGCUGGUAUCAAAGUUGUUAUGGUUACCGGCGAUCACCCCUUGACAGCUCUUGCUAUAUCUCGCCAGUGCGGAACUAUCACAUCGCCGACCGCUUAUGAUUAUGCAUUUGAACAUCACAUCGAAGUAACUGACAUACCUCCUCAUAUAAGAAAUAUGUUCACUGCCAUUGUAGUAACAGGUGACGAUUUGAGAAAAAUGAGCGAGGUUGAUUUGAUGGCUGUUCAAACUAAAUACUCGGAAAUUACAUUCGCUAGGACUAGUCCUCAACAGAAAUUGUUUAUAGUGGAAUGUUAUCAAGCUUUACAACAUGUCGUUGCAGUUACAGGGGAUGGUGUAAACGAUUCUCCAGCUUUAAAGAAAGCCGAUAUUGGUAUAGCUAUGGGUAUAAACGGAACCGAAGUAUCAAAACAAACUGCUGACAUGAUUCUACUUGAUGACAAUUUUGCCUCCAUUGUUUUAGGAAUUCAAGAAGGAAGGCGGAUUUUUGAUAAUUUAAAGAAAACAAUUGCAUAUACACUUACUUCCAAUACACCUGAAAUGUUACCGUUUGUUGUUUACGCUUGCGUGGGAUUACCUUUACCAAUAACUUUAAUGCUAAUUUUAGUGAUUAAUGUUGGAACAGAUUUGCUACCAGCGAUGAGCCUCGCAUAUGAAGACUCUGAGAUGGAUAUAAUGUCAGUGCCUCCUCGAAAUCCUUCAGAUCGCCUUGUAAACAGAGUGCUUUUGUUUAUGGCUUAUUUUCAAGUUGGUCUGAUACAAUUCUUCGGUAGUAUGUUUGCUUAUUUUAUAGUUAUGGCUGAAGAUGGAUUUUUCCCAAGCGACCUAUUCUUCAUUCGUAAAUCGUGGGAGAAUAAAACUGAGACUAUUUCCGACACCCUGGGUCGGCCUUGGUUUUACGAGGAGAGGAAAAAAUUGGAGAAAAAAGCACAGACUGCGUAUUUCGUUGCCAUUUGUUGGACCCAAAUUUCGGACGUAAUAAUUUGUAAAACUCGAAGAGUUUCACUUUUAAAGAAGGGUAUGAAGAACCACAUUUUGAAUAUAAGUAUCAUUAUAGAUUUGAUAGCAGCUGUUCUUGUGACCUAUGUCCCUCUUUGUAACGAAGUGUUUGGCACGGAGGUGUUAGAGUGGCAUAACUUCUUUCUAGCCUUACCUUUCAUGUUUCUAAUGAUCAUGGGAGAUGAACUGCGACGAUAUUUAAUAAGGAAUAAUAUUUCGAAGUGGAUCGAAAAAGAAACUUACUAUUAG
This is a messenger RNA of Amyelois transitella, 3048 nucleotides long. RefSeq names its product sodium/potassium-transporting ATPase subunit alpha-like. The coding region runs from base 1 to 3048 and encodes 1015 amino acids. The transcript has a single exon. The record is from RefSeq and is a predicted model, not a curated record. Lineage: Eukaryota; Metazoa; Arthropoda; Insecta; Lepidoptera; Pyralidae. Gene Ontology annotation, biological process: proton transmembrane transport; potassium ion import across plasma membrane; intracellular sodium ion homeostasis. Gene Ontology annotation, cellular component: membrane. Gene Ontology annotation, molecular function: P-type sodium:potassium-exchanging transporter activity; ATP binding; ATP hydrolysis activity.